Molecule: messenger RNA, 771 nt
Organism: Ostertagia ostertagi
Lineage: Eukaryota; Metazoa; Nematoda; Chromadorea; Rhabditida; Trichostrongylidae
Source: the annotation of a GenBank genome assembly
AUGCCCUACAAGGUGGAUCCGAAGUCAGGCCUAAUCGAUUAUGAUCGUAUGGAGGAGAAUGCAAUGCUGUUCAGGCCCAAGAUUUUAGUCGCAGGAGUCUCUUGCUAUGCUCGCCACUUGGACUAUGCUCGAUUCCGAAAAAUCGCCGACAAGUGCGGAGCAUAUCUGAUGGCGGACAUGGCGCACAUUUCUGGAUUGGUAGCGGCUGGCGUGAUUCCAUCACCAUUUGAGUAUGCCGACAUUGUCACAACCACCACCCACAAAUCUCUCCGUGGACCUCGUGGAGCACUGAUCUUCUUCCGCAAAGGUGUUCGAUCAACGAAUGCGAAAGGAGAGAAGAUUAUGUAUGACCUCGGCGACAAGAUCGCUGCAGCCGUGUUCCCUGGUCUUCAGGGAGGACCCCACAACCACACCAUUGCAGGAAUCGCUGUUGCGCUCAAACAAUGCCUUACCGAGGAAUUUGUGAACUAUGGAAAACAGAUAUUGGCAAACUCUCAUGCUUUGGCUGAAAAACUCGUUUCGUUAGGCUACUCUCUAGCUACAGGUGGAACUGACAACCACCUGUGCUUGGUUGAUCUGAGACCAAAAGGAAUUGAGGGUGCCAAGGCAGAGCGAGUACUGGAUCUGGCAAAUAUCACAUGUCUCGAAAUUCUGCUACGAUACAAGGGGCAAUUCGGAAAGACAGCCAAGGAGUUCAACACGUUCACUGAAACCAAUCAAGACUUCUUGAAGGAAAUAAAAGAGCUCGCUCAGGUUGGCGAUUUUUCAUGA